AUGAGUAUCGAUUGGUCGCUGUCAGAUGCUGUAGCCACUGGUGGGGAGCAAGGACGCGUGGAAGUUUGUUUGUGGGUGCGGACCGGUAGGAGACAGGUCAACAAUGUUCGUUUUUGGGUGUGCUUUCGUCACGAGCUGCUAGAUUAUUUUAGUUCGAAGAGCAGUCGUAUGGUGGCCUCAAUGCCUUCCGCACUGUCUACAAGGUCAUUUGAAUGCGAUUGGUAUAAGGCAGCUCUUCCACCUGUAAUUUGA
This is a messenger RNA of Cercopithifilaria johnstoni, 252 nucleotides long. NCBI's taxonomy places the organism in Eukaryota, Metazoa, Nematoda, Chromadorea, Rhabditida, Onchocercidae. The record is from the annotation of a GenBank genome assembly.